This is a messenger RNA of Cryptomeria japonica (Japanese cedar), 3098 nucleotides long. Its product is annotated as receptor-like protein EIX2. Gene Ontology annotation, molecular function: protein binding. The transcript has 2 exons. The record is from RefSeq and is a predicted model, not a curated record. Bases 26 to 2977 code for a protein of 983 amino acids. Lineage: Eukaryota; Viridiplantae; Streptophyta; Pinopsida; Cupressales; Cupressaceae.
AUACACACAUCUCUUGAAUAAGGGAAUGAGGAAUACAAUGUAUCCGCUUUCUUUCAAGAUGUCUGUGGGUUGUGGAUCUUUGUUGAUGUGGAUAAUAAUGCUGCAAGCUCAUUUCUCAUUUUCAGCAGCAUGUUUUAAAAAUGAGAGAAAAUUCUUGCUGGAUUUCAAGGCCGGUCUUGAUCUUUCUUCAGGUCGGUUAUCCUCUUGGCGGGGAUUGAACUGUUGCGAGUGGGAGGGUGUUGCCUGUGAUUACCACACAUCCCAUGUCAUUCGCCUUGAUUUAAGUAAUCCGGUUGAUUAUGAUUUAAGUAUCGAUUGGCACCACUACCGGUUGAGUGGGGAGCUUCAUCCAUCUUUGUUUAAUCUGCGCCAUCUACAGCAAUUGGAUCUCACACGAAAUGACUUUAAAGGUAUUUCUAUUCCUCCCUUACUGUCAAAACUGCAGAGGCUUUCAUUUCUUAGCCUGUCAGAUGCCGGAUUUGGUGGCGAAGUCCCUCUGGAGUUGGGAAAUAUGUCAAGCUUGCGUCAUUUGGAUUUGACAAGUGAUUGGCGACAUAUGUUGAGGAGUAGUAAGUUUGAUGUAUGGGUAAGAAAUCUAAGAAGCCUAGAAUUCUUAGAUAUGAGUUAUGUGAACCUGACAAUGGCGUCUGAGCACUGGGGCGAGGCCCUUAGCGGUCUUGCCAAUCUUUCCCAAAUUCACAUGUAUUGGUGUAAGCUCUCAGGUAAUAUUCCAGAUCUAUCAAACCUCACCCGUUUAUCACAUUUAGAGUUAGAUUCUAAUUCAUUCCCGUUUGAACUACCCACCUGGUUUGAGAACGUGUCCUCAUUGGUUUCACUUGAGCUCCAGGGCUGUCAUCUAAUUGGUUCCAUCCCUUCCAAUUUCAUGCCCCGUUCAAAAUUGAGCGUUCUUAGUAUUGGAAACAAUAACUGGAAAGGAAAGCUUUCUUUCUUUCUAAACCACUCUUCCUCCCUUGUUGCGAUGCACCUCAACUCUUGCAAUUUAGGACGAGUGAUUUCCCCCGUCAUUACAAAUUUUUCAAAACUUGAGACCUUGUAUCUCCGCUGGAACAAUCUCCAAGGAGGUAUACCGUCCUCUUUAGACAGCCUUUCGUCCCUUGCGACUCUGGACCUUAGUUACAACCAGCUAACUGGUCAAAUUCCCCCGUCUUUGUGUGAUGUUUCGGCAUCACGUGAACUCCAUCUAAGCCAUAACCAAUUGUCAGGAACAAUUCCAGAUUGCAUUUUAAAGAUGUCCAGUUUGAAAGUUUUGUCACUUUCUUCCAACGGAUUAACAGGCAACAUUUCACUUCAACUUUUCGACAGUCUCACUCACCUUCAAGAACUGGACCUUUCUGAAAAUCAGUUUCACAUUAACAUCUCUACUAGCUGGGUUCCUCAGUUUGCUCAUCUGGAGCAGCUUCUUUUGGGGUCUUGCAAUAUAGAAGGCAACUUUCCUCCAUUUUUGUCCCAGCAAUUUCAAUUGAAAGUGCUAGAUCUUUCAGAUAACAGCAUUGUGGGAAAUCUACCUUCGUGGCUGUGGGAUCUUCCUAAUAUUACUUUUCUCAAUCUUUCAAAUAACAUGCUGGAAGGUUCUCUACCCCGGAAGAUAUCUCAUACUUUCAGGACAGUGGACUUGCAUGGAAAUGGAUUAUAUGGCUCUCUUCCUGCUCUUGAUUUUUUUUCAUACUUACUAGAUCUGUCAGAUAAUGAAUUCACGGGCUCCAUUCCUGAAACAAAUGGCAAAUUUUUGUUUCUAUCAUUGUCAGGGAAUAAACUGACUGGAGAAAUUCCAACGUUUGCAUGUACCGAUUCAACUGAAAUUGCAGAUGCAUUGGAGAUUUUUAACUUGUCAAAGAACAAGCUAACAGGUAUGAUUCCUAGAAGCAUUGGGAGAUGUUCCAGUUUAUCAGUUUUAAAUUUAGCUCAAAAUGUUUUGCAAAAGGAGAUUCCAAGGGAGCUGGGAAAUCUAAAGGCUCUUCGAACACUAAAUCUCAAUCACAAUAGUUUGCAAGGUAGAGUUCCUUCAUCCGUUGCCAACUGCAUUCAUCUCCGAGUUCGUGACUUAGGAAAUAACAAUUUUGAGGGUAGCCUUCCUAUUUGGAUUGAAAAGCUGGUAGAUUUGAGAAUUCUCAGUUUAGCUUCUAAUAAGUUCGAAGGCAACAUUCCAUCUCAGCUGGUCAAAUUACAGAAUCUUCAAAUUCUUGAUUUAUCUGGGAACAAUUUAUCAGGAAAUAUUCCUCGAGAUGUGAGCAAAUUAUAUGCUAUGGUCAAUCAAUCACAAAGUAAUGAUGUACAACAAACGUAUGGUAGUUCUUAUUUUACAGUGGAAGGCUUUGACCAUCUUCUACAAUAUGCGGAUGAUGUAACUAUUUGGAUAAAGGGAAGGAAUCUAACCUACAAGAAGAUAAUCAGCUCAGCCAAGUUCAUCGAUCUAUCACAUAACAAUCUAUCAGGUAAUAUUCCUCUAGAAUUUGGACUUUUCAAGGGUUUGAUAUCUCUCAACAUAUCAAAAAAUAAUUUGAGUGGCUCAAUCCCAAAAUCUUUUGGAGCCCUGGCUCAGCUAGAGUCGUUGGAUCUUUCACAAAAUAGGUUGUCAGGAAAGAUUCCUUCUGAACUCUUAAGUCUCACAUUCCUUGCUGUUCUAAAUCUUUCAAACAACAUGUUGUCGGGGUUAAUACCACAAGGGAAGCAGUUCUCAACCUUUGGGACUUCUUCCUUUCUAGGAAAUCCCAAUCUUUAUGGACCUCAACUUGAAAACUGCACACAUAAUCUUGGUUUGGGUAACAAGGAGAAUAAAUUUUUUUUGAAUAAUACAGUUGUAGAUAUUGUAAUAGAUCGAUGGUGGGCAGUUGGACUGGGGUUAAGUUAUGGAGUGGGAUUUGCCAGUGUGAUUGCAGUUUUGUGCUUCCACAUAAAAUGGAGAUCCAUAUGCUUUGCUCUGAUGGAUAAUUUAAUCUAUCAUCUCUUCGAACACUGAAUCCAUAGAGCUACUUUGCUUCCAAAACCAUUGUGUUAUAGAUAUGUACCAAUAUGUGUGUUGUUACUCAUAUUAAUUUUGGUUUAUUUGGAUUGUUAUAAUGUACGCUGCUAAAGAAUAU